AAUGGACUAUUGGUGAAGAAAUGUUAAUGAAGUGUAAACGGUAAAAUGCAUAGUUUUGAAAAUUUUAUAAGAAAAAUUUAAAAAGGAAUCUACACUUUUUAUAUCUAAAAAAAUUCUUAGUAAUCUGUAGACCUAUAAAACCUACGAAAGCCAUGAUAAAAUCAUUACUUUCUUCCAUCAUAAUUCAAAUGAAAUGUUUUUAAGUUUGAGACCUGAUAGCACUACUUUAUUUGUUAACAGAAACCAGGAGAGGCGGAAUUUCUAGACUUUCCCAGUGAAAUUUACUUUUGGAAAUUCAAAUGUUAGGUUUAACUUUUUGGGACUUCCCGUUAACACUUAACAGCCAUUUAUGCUCUGGCGGUCAUGCAAAGUAGGCGCAUGCGCUCAACCCCCCAAAUCGCGGGUCUCAGCGAUACAGCAGUCAACAUGUGCCAUAAAUAUUAACCGCUUUUCCCUCCUGGCCGUGCGUGUGGGUGCACCGUGCUCUCCGCAGCGCCGCUCUGCGUUCUCCCGCUUCCGUUCGGCACCUCCAGCGCUCAGUACGGCACCAGGCUUCGACGGAAGUGGAACAAUCCAAGCGGAAACCGACUCGCGCGACAACAAAACCGAACUCGAAUAUGGAAAACUUUUUCGCCAAGCCGAUAUAGCACUGAUAAACGCAGCUCGGAGUGAACUUUAUGAAUGGUCAUGACUAAUUGUAGUCACCCAGCGGCAGCAGCAGCUCCAGCAUUCGUUGUGUGAGCUCGAAAGGUGGAGGUUCCCCCGUUUUGCAACGAAAGAUUUCAGUAUCUCGGUAUCUGUAUCUGUCGGUGUCUCGUUUGAGCGGCUCGAAUGAUCCGCCUGUAAUUAUGACUGCGUGAAGAAAUCAAUAAGAGGAGGAUGGCCAGCAAGCCCAUGAGCACCAGCUGCCAGAGCAUUGCGACGGCGGCCAGCAGUGCGGCCACGACGGCGGCGGCGGUGUCCAUAUCGGCCUCCAACGCCACCUCCGUGGGCUCCCUCAUUGCCGCCGCCUGCCAGCAGCAGCAGCAGCAACAUCCCCACCAGCAAUAUGCACAGUCCCAGCAGCAACACCUCUAUCAGACGCAUCAGCAAUCAUCGCACUAUGUCAAUGGCACCGGCAGCUUGGGCAGGCUCAAGUUCCACAAGAGUCUCGACGCCAGCGACGAGGAAAUCGAGUAUGCGCAGCUAUCCCGUUCGACCCACAUCCUGGGACGCCAUAAGUCGGAGCGGUUUUUGGCGUCCAAUCCGGAUGAGGACCGUAGGCGACGCACCAUAAUAGUGGAAAAGAAGAACAACUCCUAUGGGUUCACCCUCCAGAGCUACGGGAUCCACUACAAACGGGAUGAGGAGCUGGAAAUGAUCACUUACGUGGACUAUGUGGAGUACGGUGGACCAGCCUAUCGUGCUGGAAUGCGGGAGGGCGACGUAAUACUCUCCAUCAACGGCAAAGAUAUGGAGAAGGCGGACCACAAGACCAUCGUCGAGUUCAUUAAGCAGUGCGACACCAGGAUGCGGAUGGUAGUACUUUUUGAGGACUGUGUGAGGAAGGUGGACCUUCACAUGCGCUACAUCCAACUGCAGAGCAUGUUGCAGCAAAAGAUGAACGAGCUGGAGAGGGUUCAUUUAAGAGAGCGGGAGUUGUUGGAGGGCAAGUGGAAGACGCACAGUUUGCCAGCGCGGAAGAAGGCCAACGCGAAUACUUCGCCCAGUGACGGAGAAGUUGUUUCACCUACGGAAGUGGGUGCUGAAACGGGCUUUUAUCGUCCAGCCCUGUCCACAGAGGAUGUGCCCAACAUAGCGGCCCGCCAGCAGGGAGUGGGUGGACCAGGAAUAAUCCCACCUCCCGCUCAAUUUAUGCUCACCUACCACUACCUGGAUCCUACUUACCGAUACGUUCUGCGACCCACCCACGGCAGCUCAGAAGAUUAUAUUGAAGGCCUAGGCCUCCAGAGGAGCAGCAGUGAUCAUCAGCAACCGGCACAGCGUUAUAUACUCCAGCGAACCGAAUCCGUGGAUACGAAUUCGAUGACUCAAACUCAACCGACAGCAACGGCUCCUACUCAAUAUCACAGCACUACUGGUGGAUCGGCGAAGCCACCGGCACCACCACCUCGAACCUGUGAAAAGCACAAGCCACCGCCUAAACCACCAAAAACUGAGAAGGAAAAAUCCACUGGGAAACAUUAUCAUAUGGGACACUCCUGCAAUCCCUGCUUGGGGCACUUUCGUUGGAAGUCAGCGGAGAAAUCAACGGUUCCAGCGCCAGAUAACGUAAGCUUGGAUGCCUACGAUCUGGCCAGUCCCUGCUGCGAUACGCAUUGUGUACCGACGAGAAGACGACAUCGCCAGCAUAAGGAGCACACCCAUAAGCACAAGCACCGAGAAAGGGAGCGGGUGGAGAGCAAGGAGCAAAGGGUCAGACCCAAGUCCACAUCCCAUGCGUCACCCAAUGCCAAUGGUGGUGCUGGAAACGCAGGACCUGGCCACCAUCACCAUCAUCAUCAUCACCAUCAUAGCCACGAGCAGCAACAACAACAGCAGCAAAUGCAAGCGGUUCUCCACCAUCAUCACUAUUCCCACCAGGUGCAGAAUCCCUGUCAAGUGCAAUCCCAAUCCGGCAGCACACGCUCUCGCUACUUUGACUUGGCUUCUGGAUUGGCCAGCCAUUGCAGCUUGCAUUCCUGCACCUCUAGUGAGUUUGCUCCAGGGGAUACUGCUUCGUACACCACUUCCAUUAGCACGGAUACUUUGUUUUGGGACCCCAAGAGCGAGGCGGGCCAAUCCCGACAACACUCCACCAAAUCCAGGCAAUCAUAUGAGCAGCAACCACAACAACAACCGCCCCACCAGCAGCAGCAACAGCCGCAUCAAGGGCACCACCACCACCAUCAUCAUCAGGGGGAUUACCACCAGCGGUAUCAUGUGACCGCCAACCAAAUGCAGCCCCAGCAGAUCUAUCCCAAUACUAUAGCUUAUGUUCAAAAACCCAAAUCCUGGGACAACCUGGCCAACAAGGCGGGCUAUAAUGUUGGUUACGGUUACCUUGACACAGUGGCUAUAAAACCAGCCAUAAAAAUGCAGAUUGCCCAGCAGCGUCACUCGAUGCCGCGAAGAAAUCCAUACGGCAGGUACUCCACCUACGGAGAUGUCGAGAACUAUGCCCCACCGCCUACAGAGUUUGUGGGCGAGCUGACCACCACCACAACCACUACGAUAACGGCAAAGUCCACGGAGGAGCUGUUGACCGCCUGCGAUUGUUUGACGCCCCAGCAACAGGCUGCUAUUAAGGCGGCACAGUACCAGCUUAGCCAAAAUCAGAAGCUGACCCACCAGAACUCCUGCCAGAUGGGAUACUACUCGCACCUGCCGCCUCCCACCACGGAUGUAGGCACCUCGACCACCAGUCAGCAGGUGCACGGGGCAGGAGAUGUCCAGACGACGUCCGAGGCCACCAGAUUGUAGGCUGCAUAGAGAUCCAACCAGGAACCGUCUCAUGAAUAGAAACAGUGCACCAUGAGUUGAAUAGUAAGACUUCUAGAGUUGAAUAGUUAUUGAAACAGUUUUAAAAUCACAGGUUUAAUAUGAGUAUUAAGUUGAAUGAGCGUAGAAAGAAUUUUUAAUAGUUUUUAUUUUCACAGAAAAUAGAGCUCAACACGAUAUGAAAUUGUAAUCUAAAUAUUGGAACUUUUAAAUAGUCUUUUGAUUUGACCAACAAGUUAUACUCGAAAAUUCUAAAUUAUGAAUUUUUCACAAUGUACGGAUAAGCCAAAGAGUGAAAUACUUAGUUAAUUAAAUAUUUUAGGAUUGGAUUAUAGGAGUGAAUGAAAUAUUUAGCUAAUUAUUUGGUAUCUAUAUUUAGUUAAUGGUAUAGGUGGAAUUAAAGUGAAAAAAGAAUUAGGUGCAUAUUUCAUACUAUAAAUUACAACUCAAACGCUCAACUUAUUAACAUGAUUCAACCACUCAUGAGUGCACUCAUAUUCAGCUCCAUUCGCGUCUUAAAAACCGAACAUCGAAAUCAUUUGAAAUGGUAAACGAAGCCAAAUUUUAAACGUUUAACUCCAACAAAAUUUAAAAAAUUUUCGUAACUAUUCAAAUAUAUGUACAGUGAGUUUCACAGGUAUAAGACAAAUAUUUAGCAUCCAAAAACCGCAGGACAAUACACAGAGAUAAGCAGAAUAGAAGAUACUUCUAAGGAUAGAUGAUUCCACAAUUAGUACACCCUAAGAUCUAAAAAAUUACAAAUUUAAAGCUAUCUUAUGUGUAUGGAACUCACUUUAUGUAUAUGCGAUUAAACUAGGACGCAUUGACGUUUAGAUUUUUGGAUUUAUUGAAAGACUGAAAAGCCACGCGCAUAUUCCAAAUGAGAGAAAAAUCUGGCGUCUUGUAAUGAUAUAGGAUUAUAUAUAUCUGUAAUUGCCAUAUAAUAUGGUUAACCUAUCAUGCAACUAGAUACUGUUUUACAUGUAGCAUAUACACACACGUAAGCAUAUAUAUUUAUUGUAUACUGUGUCCGAACAAUGUAAUUUAUUUCAUUGUGAUAGUGAAAGAGCAGGCACUAAAAACCGCAACAAUUUUAGUCGCAAUUUUAUCAAGCAACCAACCAAAUAUAAUUUAAAAAGCUUUUAUGUAACGCGAAAUGUAAAUGUUAUUGUACUUUAUGUAUUGCAAUAAAACUCAAAAGUGUGUUCAUGUAGUGUGGCCCCUAGAAAAAACUAA
Drosophila biarmipes is the source of this 4716-nucleotide messenger RNA. It is a transcript of the gene ssp6, whose product is annotated as microtubule-associated serine/threonine-protein kinase 4. The record is from RefSeq and is a predicted model, not a curated record. Lineage: Eukaryota; Metazoa; Arthropoda; Insecta; Diptera; Drosophilidae. Bases 880 to 3462 code for a protein of 860 amino acids. The transcript is spliced from 3 exons. Gene Ontology annotation, molecular function: protein binding.